Messenger RNA from Brenthis ino (lesser marbled fritillary), 2787 nucleotides. The record is from the annotation of a GenBank genome assembly. Lineage: Eukaryota; Metazoa; Arthropoda; Insecta; Lepidoptera; Nymphalidae.
AUGAAUUACAUCAAAAGCGGAGAUAAUAUUUUAAUAAUAUGGUGUAACAACGAACCAAGUGAAUUAAGCAAUUUAGUAAAUGAAAUUCAAAGUGUUGCUAAUAUAUCCGUAGUUCUGGAAAACUCUAGUAGGAUUGCAGAAGAUUCUAGGCCCUUGUCGUCUUUUGAUGUUAUAUUAUCAAAUUGGUUACCUCCACACGCAGUACAACAUAGUGAUCAAUUAUUAGCAUUAAUAAUUAAACUCUUAAAACCAAAUGGAAAACUUGUUUUAAAGGAUACAAGAGACUUAAACACUUCUCUUAAACUUAAUGGAUUUAUAAAUGUGACUAAAAUUGACAAGGAACACAAAGCAGAAAAGCCCAAUUUUGAGGUGGGUUCUAAAGCUUCACUAAAACUUAACAGUAAGCCAACAGUUUGGAAAAUAGAUGACACGGUUGAAGAGGCAUGGACAGGAAAGAAUGAUGAUGAAAUAAUUGACUCAGAUAUGCUUCUUGAUGAAGAUGACCUUAAGAAACCUGACCAGCAGUCUUUGAGAGUAUGUGCAACAACGGGUAAGAGAAAAGCCUGUGCUGAUUGUUCAUGUGGCCUGGCUGAGGAGCUGAGGGGUGAAACUAAAGAAACACCUAAAUCAUCUUGUGGAAGUAUUAUGGCUGAAUCUCAAAAUAGUGAUAUGUGUAGUGUGUUCGAGGAGAAUGUGGAGACUAACAUAGAAAAUUUAACGGAAUUGGAAGCGGGUAGCUGUAGUAAUCGAGCGGAUAAAAGAAGUCGUGACAUAGAUACAGAAGAGGUAUGGGCGGAGGUUGGGAGACGAGGAAAAGUUAUGGCGCGGAGUAACAAUAAUAAUGAUACUACCCCCAUCCCAGAAGAACAAAUUGAAAUAAGCAUGUGCGUCAACUGCAAGGGCAAUCAUAUGGCACUGGCGAAGGUUUGCCCGGUUUAUAAGAAGGAAAGGAGAAUCCGAGAACUGAUGGCCGAAUUUAACUGCACAUAUAAAAUGGCUUUUACUCUAUAUGUCCCUCCUUCUCCUCAAUUCGAGACGGAUAAUGUGAGUGCACCCAAUGAAGGCUUAUGUAACCUCAUUCCAAUGACGACAGGUGAUGGACCGUCAUAUGCUGAGGUGGUAGGAAAUGCAUCGAGUUUGCCUAAAGAACAAAGUAAUAACAAGAGUAGUAAGACAAGCGAUAGAAUUGCUAAGAAGUCCAAGAAAAAGUGUGAUAAGCGAAAAGAUGUUUCAGUGGAAGAUGAGAGUAGAAUACAGUCAGAUUUUGAAGAAGAAGAAGUACAGGGGAACGAAAACAAGGAAGAAUGUGAGAAAACUGAUGUUCAAGGUUUACUUUUGAGAAUCCAGGAGAUAAUUUUCAUGAAAAACAUUAACUUUGGGAAGAAAGAAAAAAUUCAUAUUGCUAUUUUGAGCGAGACAUGGCUUGAUCCAAACAAGAGCAUAAGGAUAAGUGGCUAUCAUAUUGUUCGUCAGGAUCGCGGCGAUGGAUACGGUGGGGUGGCCAUUGUUAUUCAUAACUCAAUAAUGUUUCAGGCACGUCAGAUACAGUGUGCAAAUCCAGGGAUUCAACUCGUUGAAAUUAAACUAUUGAACUGUUCUAAUUUAGAGUUCAUUAUUUCUGUAUACUGCCCAUCAUCUGUGCAUACAGUAGCUAAUGAUUGGGACUCAGUGUUUAGUUUACAUAAUAAUAAAACUAUUAUUGCUGGGGAUUUUAAUGGUCACCACUCUAACUGGUCGUACAAAACAGAUGUAAGAGGAACGCAGCUGUUUGAUACGAUUGUUGACAAAGAUUAUGUUAACCUGAAUGAUGGCUCUACAACUCGGCUUAAGUUAGUCAAUGGAAGUGACCACCUUAUUAUUAAAUUUACAACCGCUAAUUGCUGUGCGACUGACGCUGAUAAUAAAAAAAGGAACUUCAAAAAAGCAAAGUGGGAGGAAUAUAGGCGCACCCUACAUGCAAUAUUCUCUGUUUUGGUCUUGGCAAGUGAUCCUCAGGAAGCUUAUAACCAAUUUAUUAAUGCAGUUAAUUCGGCGGCAGAUAGAUAUAUCCCCACGGUAAGAAUGUGUACAGAUCCUUUACGUCUACAGAAAUUUGUACCGAAACCGUACUGGAAUUCAGACAUAUCAAGGGCAGUUGCAGAAAGAAGACUUGCGUUGGUUACUUUUAGAAAGAACCCUACGCCAAAUAAUUUGGAUUUACUUCAAAUAAAAGUCGCUUUUGCACAGAGGAUUAUACGCAGAGCCAAACGUAAAGCUUGGAGACAGUUUUGCAACACUAUUAAUGAAACCAUUUCAACCGUUGAGAUGCUGCGCCGAAUGAGAUGGAUUAAGGGAUAUCGAUUACCAAAGACAUACAUCGAUGAGGAUACAGCCAAUAGAUUACUACGCAGCCUGACGCCUGAUUAUACUUCUUCAAGAAAACCAAAAUUUACUUCUGUUAAUACAACCUUGGAGAGUUCCAUUACAAUUCAGGAGUUUAAUCGUGCUAUUAAAGCCAAAGAUACGGCCCCAGGUGACGAUUCUGUAUCCUUUUCUAUGUUGAAACACCUCCCGGUGAAUGGAAAGCAUAUAUUAGUCAAGAUUUAUAACAUGUUUCUUGUAUCGGGAUUUGUACCAUUUCAAUGGAGAAAAGCUAAAAUUGUUCCCAUACCAAAAGCAAGCUCCUCUACACAAUCUAUUCCUGAAUGCUACUUAGGAGAUGCCUUCCGAUGUGCUACGUGUCCAUACCUCGGAAUGCCCGCUUUUAAGCCAGGCGAGAAAGUAGUUUUGGAUCUCAAUUCCGAUAUA